AUGGGAAGAUUGGACAAUUCGGAAUUCUUAAAGAAAGUCUCCGAUAUUUUGGGCAAAAAUGACGGAAAAUCAUCAGUGUAUUUGACCCAAAAGAGAUUGAUACCAGCUUUGGACAUUGAUGAUGCUGGAAAAGGCAACGUGAUAAACGACUUGCUGUCCAACGUAAAUCACAUCGACACCGAGUUCGAGAAUACCUCCACAUACCCCAUCUUGAUCAGAGUGUCGUUGAAUGGAAAGGACAUAAAGGACAAGAAGGACAAGAUCAAGUUGUCUACAGUAGUGGAGACAGAGCGUUUGGAUCAAUUCUGGACCGAGUACGUCCAGGUCAUAAAGACGGGCUUCGUAGGCUUGAAGAAAAAGGAAAAGAAGAAGAGUAAGAAAGGCAAGGUGUCCAAGUAG
Molecule: messenger RNA, 399 nt
Organism: Scheffersomyces stipitis CBS 6054
Lineage: Eukaryota; Fungi; Ascomycota; Pichiomycetes; Serinales; Debaryomycetaceae
Product: RNA-binding signal recognition particle subunit
Exons: 1
Coding region: 1-399 (132 amino acids)
Biological process (GO): SRP-dependent cotranslational protein targeting to membrane
Cellular component (GO): signal recognition particle, endoplasmic reticulum targeting
Molecular function (GO): endoplasmic reticulum signal sequence receptor activity; 7S RNA binding
Source: RefSeq, a predicted model, not a curated record